AUGGAUCUGACUGGCAAUGACUGGAAUAUGUUGGCCAUGUAUGCAUCCAUGUCGUAUGAGGAGACUCCAGCACGAAUCGAAGCCAUCCUGAAACAUGUCAAGCAGCUUCAGUGGAAGGUGUUCUCACCUUUAGACCACGGCUGGACUCCUAUAGAGCAAGUCCACAAGGCGGAAUAUAUCGAGUAUAUCAAGAGAGCUUAUCAUGACUGGCUAAAGCUCAAAGGCAAUCCAGACGGUGUAUUCCCAGAUGGAAGCGCUGUCAGAGAAUUUGGGAAUCUGCGGCGGCAGAAAACCAUCAGUUCUAUAAGUGCUGUUAAUCCGACUACAGUCAUCGUUGAAGGGACGCCAGUGGCAGCAUAUCAGGCAUGUCAGGUUGCAUUAACAGCUGCUGAUAUACUUAUGACGGAGGGUGAUUCAGCUGUUUUCGCUUUGACGAGGCCUCCAGGUCAUCACGCUCAUCCAGACAUUUGUGCGGGAUACUGCUUUUUCAACAAUGUGGCAGUUGUUGUCGAAUACCUAAUUACACAGUACAAGCAGAAAGUCGCAAUAAUAGACAUUGACUACCACCACGGGAACGGCACGCAAGACAUCUUCUACACCAGGAAGAAUCCACUCUACAUCUCCAUCCAUGGCCUUCCCGACUAUCCAUAUUACUGGGGCGCAUCAUCAGAGACAGGAGAAGGUGACGGCGAAGGAUACAACAUAAACCAUCCACUGCCGUUAGGAUCUCAAGAUCCAGAGUAUGUAGAAGCACUUAAAACAGUGCUGUCACGGUUAGACAAUCCGGAUGUGAUUGUUGUCUCCUUGGGUGUUGAUACGUUUAAAGAAGAUCCGAUAGGAGGCUUCUUUUUGACUACAGAAGGGUACUUUAAGAUUGGACAGUGUUUGGCAGCAAGCAAUGUAAAAAAAUGUCUGUUUGUGAUGGAAGGGGGUUAUAAUAUUGAACAUAUUGGUGUGAAUGUUACUUCGGUGCUACGUGGAUAUGAAGAUGGACUGAACUUAAUAUAA
This is a messenger RNA of Synchytrium microbalum, 1008 nucleotides long. RefSeq lists its product as uncharacterized. The transcript is spliced from 6 exons. Lineage: Eukaryota; Fungi; Chytridiomycota; Chytridiomycetes; Synchytriales; Synchytriaceae. The record is from RefSeq and is a predicted model, not a curated record. The coding region runs from base 1 to 1008 and encodes 335 amino acids.